AAAAUGCUGAAAUACGAAUGAUACGCAUGCGUGAUCGUCAAUGUAAACCCUAGAAUCAAUCAUCAAAGUCCAAAUGCCAGACAACAUUCCCUUCGAACUCCGAGAGCUAAUCAUCAACAAGCUUCCAGUGGAACCCUUGAUUCGAUUCCGAACAGUCUGCAAAGCAUGGAAGUCCCUCAUCGACAGUUCCGAUUUCAUUCGAAAUCAUAUCACCCAACAGAAUCAGCAACAUCUGCUCUUAAGGUAUCACGACGCUGUUCAUCUCGAGCUAAAAUAUGUUUCAAUUGCUGACAAUGAUGAUGCUACUUUCCCCCAUCAUAAGGUUCCUGUUACUAUCCCCCAAUCGGUAGUUAAUAUGGUUCACUAUGAAAUAACAGUUGACAGUUCCCACGGAUUAUUGUGUUUGUUCGGUUAUUUCGACGAGAAGGCGGUUAUUUGGAAUCCUUCUAUUAGGAAAGCAGUUGAUGUUGUUCUGCCUAAUAUGGCUGAUUUUGAGAUUGAUGUGUAUAGAACUGUUCUAGGGUUUGGGGUUUGUCGGGAGACUAGGGACCCGAAGAUUGUUAAGCUUAGAAAAGACAUGGAAGGUGUGAUCCCGUGGCAAGUUGAGGUGUUUACGUUAAGCACUAGGGUUUGGAGAAGUGCGUAUAGCAGCAAUGUACCGAGUAAGUAUUUUUGGUUUGGUGGGGAACAGGUGGUUGUAGGUGGAGUUGUUUAUUGGCUUGCUAUUAAUAGGGUUGAUGCUGUAGGUGGGUGUGGGGAUUUGAUUGUUUCGUUUGAUCUGACAAGUGAAGAAUUUGGAGAAGUGAAGCUUCCGCAUAGAUUAGACUAUAAUAAUUGUCGUUUGUGUAUGUUUAAGCCAAGGGAGCAACUUGUUGCAAUUGAACGCUGUCCAGAGGGCUAUAAACCCCGGGUUUACCAUGUAUGGGUGAUGAAGGAUGGUGUUCCAAAGUUGUUUGAAAAGCUCUUCACUAUCAGUGGUCAUACACUGAAUGGAUCACUGGUUUCUUCUGUACAGUGAUUCAGGAAGACAGGUGAAGCUUUAAUCGUGCAAGCUAAUCCUGUGCAAGCUAUAUCUGGCUUCAAUAGAACACUUGCUGCCUAUGAACCCUAUUCUAAAGCCAUCAGUGAUCUUGGGAUUAAUGGAAGCUAUAUUUCUGUCUCUGUGUGUUCCUACACAGAAACACUGCUUCUGCUUUGAUCAGCUAAUUUAUGAAAAAGUUUCUGUUUUUCAGGUAUUUGGUGAAAAAGCAUUUGAGGAGUUGUUCAUCUCUGAUCAGCAUAAUAAAUAGUGUGUGUCGGUGUGGGGAAGAACUAGAGUAACAUAUGAUAUAUGGGAGUGAGUGAGAAGAUAUAUAAUAGUUAGUAUAGGGCAUGGGUGUGUGUCGGUUAAGAAAGAGCUUCAAAGUAUAUGGAUUAUGAUAUCAUGUCGUUUUGUAAAGAUGAUUGGAGUGUUUGCUGGAAUUUAAUCAUCCAUACCUUAACAAUUCGACAGUUAGGCUUGUAUAGCCUCCCAGGGGCGAUGCUUUGAAGGGGCCGGGUGGGGCGCCCGACCCCCCGAACUUUUCGGCCAGUAGUGUUAUAUAUGUAGUUUUCGUAUAGAAAUUUUUGGGUAUAUACGUUUUCGACCCCCCGUAAAAAAUUUCAAGCUUCGCGACUGUAGCCUCCUCAACAUGUUAGAAAAUAAAGAAACUAGUGAUGAGGAAACAACUAUACCCACUUAGCAAACAACUAGGAAAUAACUUAAGAAAUGCAGUACAAGUACAACAUGGGACAUGGAAACGGGGUGUAUGGGACGUGACGUGCAUGGGAUACGUAUCGGUCUAUUUGGUUGUUGUGAAGGAUUGGAUAAUCAAUCAAUGUUGUUUGGUUUGUAGGAAAUUGGAAUGCAGUACAUGAACUAAGGGUUUGACUUUGACUUUUACGUUUGUGGACCUUAUUUGUGUAGAAUCAACCAUGAAUUUGGACUGCCUUCAACUUUGAAU
Messenger RNA from Helianthus annuus (common sunflower), 1982 nucleotides. Its product is annotated as putative F-box protein At3g16590. The coding region runs from base 74 to 1018 and encodes 314 amino acids. The record is from RefSeq and is a predicted model, not a curated record. NCBI's taxonomy places the organism in Eukaryota, Viridiplantae, Streptophyta, Magnoliopsida, Asterales, Asteraceae. Gene Ontology annotation, molecular function: protein binding. The transcript is spliced from 2 exons.